AGGUCCAGCCCCUAGAAGAGAGAUUAGCUACAGAUUCUCCAUCCUCAGUCUUUGCAAAGGGACGGCUGUGCCAGCCAGGCUCAUGCAGGCUCCUGGCAGCAUGGCCAUGAAGUUCGGGGCCCUCCUGCUGGUCCUUGUGCUCAGCCUGGCACAGCCAGCCUCGGGCCGCCGGAAGCUCCUGGUGUUUCUGCUGGAUGGUUUUCGCUCGGACUACAUCAGUGAUGAGGCCCUGGAGUCCUUGCCUGGCUUCAAAGAGAUUGUGAGCAGGGGAGUAAAAGUGGAUUACUUGACCCCCGACUUUCCUAGUCUCUCUUAUCCGAAUUACUACACCCUGAUGACCGGCCGCCAUUGUGAGGUCCAUCAGAUGAUCGGGAACUACAUGUGGGACCCGGCCACCAACAAGUCAUUUGACAUAGGUGUCAACAGAGACAGCCUGAUGCCUCUCUGGUGGAAUGGAUCAGAACCUCUGUGGAUCACUCUGACCAAGGCCAAGAGGAAGGUUUACAUGUACUACUGGCCAGGCUGUGAGGUUGAGAUUCUUGGUGUCAGACCCACUUACUGCCUAGAAUAUAAAAAUGUCCCAACGGAUAUCAAUUUUGCCAAUGCUGUCAGCGAUGCUCUUGACUUCUUCAAGAGCGGCCAGGCCGACCUGGCAGCCAUAUACCACGAGCGCAUUGAUGUGGAAGGCCACCACUUUGGGCCCUCGUCACCACAGAGGAGAGACGCCCUGAAGGCUGUGGACACUGUCUUGAAGUACAUGACCGAGUGGAUCCAGGAGCGAGAGCUGCAGGACGACCUCAAUGUCAUCAUCUUCUCCGACCACGGCAUGACAGACAUCUUCUGGAUGGACAAAGUGAUUGAGCUGAAUAAGUACAUCAGCCUGAAUGACCUGCAGCAGGUGAAGGACCGAGGGCCUGUUGUCAGCUUGUGGCCAGCCCCCGGGAAGCAUUCCGAGAUAUAUAACAAAUUGAGAAGAGUUGAACACAUGACUGUCUAUGAGAAAGAAGCCAUACCGAGCAGGUUCUAUUACAAGAAAGGAAAAUUUGUCUCUCCUUUGACCUUAGUGGCUGACGAAGGAUGGUUCAUAACUGAGAAUCGAGAGCUGCUUCCAUUCUGGAUGAACAGCACUGGCAAGAGGGAAGGCUGGCAGCGUGGAUGGCAUGGCUAUGACAACGAGCUCCGGGACAUGAGGGGCAUCUUCCUGGCCUUCGGACCUGAUUUCAAAUCCAACUUCAGAGCCGCUCCCAUCAGAUCCGUGGAUGUCUACAACGUCAUGUGCAGUGUGGCAGGCAUCACCCCCCUGCCCAACAACGGGUCCUGGUCCCGGGUGGUGUGCAUGCUGAAGGACCCAGUCAGCUCAGCCCCCGCCGCCCUGCCCAGCGCCUGUGUAUUGGCCUUGAUUCUGCUCUGGCUGUUGGCCUAGCUGCUCACGGGUGCCCCCAUGGUGGGAGGGUUUUGGGUUUCUAUUGAAUAAUAGCUUCAUUAAUUCAAUCAAAGCCAUAAAAUUGUAAAUAUAUUAUUCUUGGAUGACUCUAUACAUAAAAGUCCCUAUUUCUUAAAAAAAAAAA
Sus scrofa (pig) is the source of this 1568-nucleotide messenger RNA. The record is from RefSeq and is a predicted model, not a curated record. Lineage: Eukaryota; Metazoa; Chordata; Mammalia; Artiodactyla; Suidae.